This is a messenger RNA of Geosmithia morbida, 1050 nucleotides long. Its product is annotated as transporter. Gene Ontology annotation, cellular component: membrane. Bases 1 to 1050 code for a protein of 349 amino acids. Gene Ontology annotation, molecular function: carbohydrate:proton symporter activity. Gene Ontology annotation, biological process: carbohydrate transport; transmembrane transport. The transcript has 6 exons. Lineage: Eukaryota; Fungi; Ascomycota; Sordariomycetes; Hypocreales; Bionectriaceae. The record is from RefSeq and is a predicted model, not a curated record.
AUGGUAUCGAACUGGGUUGGCUUCGCAUGCUCACAUGCUCCUUAUGGAGCUGCACAGUGGCGCCUCCCUCUCGGCAUCCAGGUUCCGUGGGGCAUCAUCAUGUUUGUCGGACUCAGCACAUUCAUGCCGAAUUCCCCACGGCAGCUAGUCCGCCAGGGAAAGAUUGAUGAAGCCAAAGUUGAAUUUAUAAAGACGCGCAGAGAGCUCGAGACUUACCAUGUUGACGAAGAGUUCACAUUCAUGCUCCAACAGAUUCAGUUUGAGAAGGAGCGGGAGGUGACCUCCUACAAGGAGAUCUUCAGACUAUUCCGACGCCGUGCACUGGUGUCCAUUGCGGUACAGACCAUGACGAGCUUGACAGGCGUCAAUGUUAUCCAGUACUAUCAAACGAUCCUAUAUAAGGGCUUGGGUAUGAGCCCAAAUACGAUCCUUGCCCUGGCUGGCGUUUAUGGAACCAUUACUUUUGUCUCAAACGCAAUCACCACGUUAACCCUCACUGACCAGUGGGGACGUCGCAAGUAUGUCUACAGUCCCAUCUCUGCUACCGUGGAGCAUCUCUCAUGUGUCUCUAGAAUGAUUCUUUGUGGGCUGUCGGGAGUCAUCCUUGUUGAGGUCUACGCCGCCGUAAUGCAGAAUCAGUUCCAAGACACCAACAACAAGAUCGGCAAAGGCUUUACCGUCUUGGGCAUCUACCUCUUUGCCGUCAUUUACUAUGGAAUGCUGAAUAGUACGACGUGGCUCUACGGCGCUGAGGUCCUGCCAAUAGCUCUACGAAGCAAGAUUAUGGGACUCGCAGCUGCUUCCCACUUCGUUGUCAAUGUCGGAAUUACUGAGGCAGGCCCUAGCGCAUUUGCCAAUAUCAAAGAGAGCUACUACUAUGUUUUUGUCGGCUGCAGCUGUUUCUUUCUCGUAAUAGCUUACUUUUACUUCCCUGAAACUAAGAAAAAGGGAUUGGAGGAGAUUGCGGCUGCAUUUGGGGACAAGGUUGUCACGGCAAAGGAUACAAAGACGGGCAUGGAGCCUACUGUAGAGCAUAGAGUAAAAGUCUAG